Messenger RNA from Onychostoma macrolepis, 2119 nucleotides. RefSeq names its product serine/threonine-protein kinase PLK4-like. Gene Ontology annotation, molecular function: ATP binding; lipid binding; protein kinase activity. The record is from RefSeq and is a predicted model, not a curated record. The transcript is spliced from 10 exons. Lineage: Eukaryota; Metazoa; Chordata; Actinopteri; Cypriniformes; Cyprinidae. Gene Ontology annotation, biological process: lipoprotein metabolic process; lipid transport; protein phosphorylation. Gene Ontology annotation, cellular component: extracellular region. Bases 121 to 1767 code for a protein of 548 amino acids.
GUUCUGUUCACUGAAAAAAAUACUGUUCUUCUCAUCGGUCGAAGUCUUAAACGAAGAAGGAAACAUUAUUGAAGACAAUAACAACUAUUUCUAAAGACAGGAAUACAGAAAAUUUCAGCAAUGGACAACAGUCUGUCAGCUCUAAAAGAGCAUGGCUACUCUCUAGUGAGUGAAGAGGAGAAUAAGAUCCCGGUGAAAAAUGAAGGUGGUGAUCAGUUUGUCAUUAAAAAGUUGAGCGCUAACCAGGACGAAUCAAAGUUUCUCCAACAUCUCAAUCACCCACACAUCGUCCAGCUCAAGGAAUUUAUCACAGAUUCUGACUGUUUGUAUCUUGUCCUGGAGCACUGUGAAGGUGGAGAUCUCGCUCAGAAAAUCAAAAACAAAAAGGAGGAAAACGUUACGUUUCCUGAGAAUGAGAUUCUGGACUGGAUUGUGAAGAUCUGCAUGGCUUUAAAGUACCUGCAUGAUCAACAGAUCCUGCAUAAAAACCUGCAACCUGAGAGUAUAUUCUUCACUACAUUUGGAACCAUACGUCUUGGAGAGUUUGGAGUGGUCCAUCAACGGUCCACUGAAGAGCAAACAGCGGAAAAUGGACCUUCUUCAUAUGUUGCACCUGAAAUUUUGAAUGACAAACCUUAUGAGGAAAAAACUGAAAUAUGGAGGUUGGGAUGUGUCAUCUAUGAGCUGUGCAUGCUGAAAUGUGCGUUUCCUGCAACACUCACAAUUGAGACUGUUAAAAAGAUACUGACAUCCUCCUAUGAAGCUCUUCCUGAGACCUUCUCUGAGGAUCUUCGUCAGCUGGUAACAGACACACUUCAGACCGAUCCAGCGUAUCGUCCGUCUGUCAGCGAGAUCUUGACCAGACCUUUUAUCAUUAAUUAUCUUCGUGAAAAGAACAUGCAAACUAUUAAGACCCUUUAUAGGACACUAGAGGAACUGAGAGCCGUGGCUGAUGAUUUGGAAAGAGUCCAUUUCAAAACAACUGUAGGCAGUCUCACAGGAGGUGUCAUAGGACUGGCUGGAGGAAUCACAUCUAUAGCUGGACUUAUUCUCUCUCCGUUCACUCUCGGAGCAUCCCUGAUAGUAACAGGAAUAGGAAUCAGUGUGGCGGUAGCUGGAGGAGUAACAGCUGGUGCCAGCAACAUAACAAACAUGGUUAACCAGAAAACAAACCGGCAAAAGAUCAAAAUGCUCAUAAAAGAGUUCCAAGAAAAAAUCACCUCCACAGUUUGCUGCAUCCAAAACAUCCAAAUAGCCGUGGAAACUUUAGAAAGACAGUUUUCCACUACUGAUGACUCGUUUUCCAAUGCACAAUCUGGGGCAAAUGCUGGAAUUCGACUUGGGCGAGGACUGGGAGGAAUUCCAGAGAUUCUCCGUGUAAUUGAAGUCGUAAAUAUUGGGAAGGUUGCAGCUCAGGCUGCGAGAGCUGUUAGUGUGGUUGAAGCAGCUACUGGAGUUUUGUCUGCACUCUUUGUAGCUGUUGAUGUCUUCUUUGUUUUUCUCGACUCCAGAGAAAUCCACAACAUCCGCCAAGAUUACACAUUAAGAGAGAGUCAACGAGAAUCAGAAUCCACAAGCAACCAAACCGCUGAGUCGACUAACCAGACGUCAAAUAACAGCGACAGAACAAACCUGCUGCCUUCAAACACUCAACAGGCAGAAGAGCUGAAGUCUGAGACCAUGAAAUUUGUGACAAAAAUAAAGGAGACGACAGAGGAGCUUCAGAGGAUUCUGGAUACACUUCGAGAUGCACUGCACCCAAACUGAGCUGCCAAACACUGACAACAAAAACUGUUAGUAAAGCUCAUAUGUUCUUCAAUCAUAGAUUUAUUAUAGUCGUACCAAAGGUGAUGGUAACUGUAUAUUCUUGGUUUUUAUGAUGAAAUAUCUAAUUCAAUAUUGCUAGUUUCAAUAAUGCACAGAGAAACUUUUUGAGAAGCAAUAAAUGAAGCUUACUGCGGUCCCAUUAUGUUAAGAAUGCAUAUCGGGACUUCUUGCCUUCGUUUCUUUGAUGUUUUGGAUUUCAGAAAAUAUAAGCACAAAAUGUGUCCUCUUUUUCUGUAUGCGAGUGGCUGCUUAUUGUAAUUUUCUUUCACUUGUACCAAAAUAAAUAUAUCAG